GACAAUACGCGACAAACGCUGUCCAGGCUGGCUUUCGCUGCUGCCAGUUUGCAAUAAUAAUUAAGCGACACAGCAGCGAGAGGUAGUUGUGGGGAAUCGUUGAAGUACGAGCAAAGAGGCAUCCCGCUUCGAAUCGGGCUUACUCAGCACAUUGACACCUUUUCUUUAAAGCACUGGAGGGAUGGAAAACAAGAGCCAGACUGCGAGAGAGACUGCCUCCCCGCCUCCCGCCAAUAACCAGACAUCGGCUCCAGUUCCGAGCCAGGAUUCUUCAGGUCCGCCCUCAGAAAAUACACCUGCUCCGGACACAACUCCUGGUCUUCCGUCCACCACCACCGCCCCUGUCACCACUGCUCCCGCCCUAUCCGCGAACCCCGGUUCCGCGCCCGGCAAGCAGGAUAAUAAGAAGCCGCCGGGAUCCGGAAGAGCGCCGCGUCGGCGUCCCCAGAGGUCCACCGCGUCGGUCUCCGUGUCCGUUCAAGCAGCUCAAGCCCCUCCGGGCCCUCAGCCUCUCCCCACACCGACGUCGGCGACAACGCUUCCGCCCCCUCCCCCGCCUCAGGCGACCAUUCAACAAUAUCAGUACGGACCACCACUACCUGUUCCGUAUCCACAUCCGCCAAGGAUGAACCCUGGCUACCCCGUCAACGGCUCGCCGUAUGGGCACCCAGCAGCGACACCUUCACCCUACCACUCCACUCCGAGUCCGCAUAAUGGUGUCCCCCACGCUCCGCCGCCGUACGGUUACUAUCCCUCCCAACACUAUCCUGCGCAGCAAUAUCAUCCAUAUCCAACAGCCUAUCCACACUAUGCAGUGCCAGGGUACUCGGCGCCGCCUCCUCCGCCUCCCCAAGCCCAGCCCCAGCAAUCCCCCGACCCCGAAGGAUCCGUCUCGAAUGGCUCGCAAUCAAAGCGGAAGAGGAAAGGAACAUUGGAAUCAGGCAAGGGUAAGAGCUCCGGAGCCUCGGACGCUGAAGAAUCUACCGACAUGCACAAGAAACGGACCAAGACUCAGCGCGCCUGUGAUAGCUGUCGCAGCAGAAAAAUAAGGUGCGACGUGCUCAGCGACAGUGACCCGCCGGUCUGCCAGCACUGCAAGCAAUACGGCUUUGAAUGCACUUUCUUCCUGCCCAUCACUGAGACUCGUUUCAAAAAGAAACGACUUGAGGAAGAAGCUGCAGCAGCAGCAGCAUCAUCUGCCGCUGCUGCUGAGAAAGAGAAGACUACCGACGCUGAAAGCUCCCAACGGUCACCAUUGCCCGACUCUACCCGCCAUGCGCGUGUCGACGGACCUACAUCGAUGACCCACCUUCUUCACUCGACUGCGACAAUCCCUCCGCGGGCUUACCACUCGUACGACCAGCGUUAUCAUCACACAUGGGAAGUUGGUAAGACAGGAGAUGGUCUCAUCCAGGUUCUUGAACCUACUGGAGAUACCCCGUCCUUAUCAAAGCCGAUUGAUCUUCAUGUCGAGCGGGACGUGAUAGAGAAGCUCAUUAAUUCGUACUUUACUGAUGUCGCCCCCCUCGUUCCGAUAAUUACCCAGGCAGAGUUCUUAACGCUUUCCGACCCAUCUCCUCCGCCUAUCCUACUCUAUUCUAUUUGCCUCGUCGCAGCAAGCAAACGCGAUGUUCCUCAAGCUGUAUUCGACCACCUUCGCGUCGCCGUCAACGACGUUAUCAAGUCCGAAGACGUUCUGAGCACUGCGAAUAUUGUGAACGUGCAGUCACUUCUCAUCCUGUGCCAAUGUGCAGAUUGCCAUUCUCAGUUCGUGCCUAAUGCACUAUCCGCUCUCUGGAUCCGCCUUGGCACAGCGAUUCGUAUGGCCCAGGAUCUAGGGUUGCAUCGUGCAGAAGCUGUAAAAGCUAAUAUUGAGAUGCGGCGGCGUAUUUGGGGUGCUUGCGUCAUUACGGAUCGUUGGACGAGCCUUACAUACGGUCAUCCGUAUAUGAUCGACGUGGAAGACUGCGAUGCUCGCUUGCCUUCCUCUGGAGAUCCGAACGACAGUUACACGGCUGAGCUGCUGCGACUCAGUCUAAUUCUUGGGCGCGUUUUGAAGACGGUGUACGGGCCUUCUGGAUUAACUCAUGCCACCGAUGAAAAGCUGUACGCUUUGUUAAACGAUAUGAAAGAUUGGCAAGAUAAACUACCGGAAGAUCUGAAAUUCAAAGGUCCUGACACACCACGAAGCGGAGGACUCCUUUUCCUCCUAUACGCAACUGUAUCUAUGAUUUUCUGGCGCGUAUUCAUGCGCAUUUCGUACUCGUGUCCACAGCAUGUCAAGCUGUGUCUCACGAUUGAGAAGUGGUCGGAGCUUAAGCAAAUGACUGGUGAUGCUAUUGAUUGGCUUGAUGCACACGAGACUGUGUAUGAUGUUUGGAUGCUUGUUGCGUACGCUGCGACGUCGUGUGCUCUGGUUCAGUAUCAUACCUGGGCACGUCGGAAAGAUGCGAAUGCCCAGGCGAGGCUGCGGAAGUUGCGCGACUGUGUUAGACGAUGGGAGGCCUGUUUGCAACCUGAACAAAUGUCUUCGCGGAGAAAGACCGCAGAGAUCAUCACGCUUCUAUAUGAAACAACUCUUGGUCCUCCUUCGCAUGACCAUCAGGCUGGACUGAAUCCGACAGCAGGUGUUGUGCCAAAGCACCAGGGCCGGAUGAAAGGUGUGAAAUACAGAAAUGACCCCACCCGUCCAGGCAAAGGUGUCUUUAUUGCGCAUGGUAAGGCCAAGGAGGGAGACUACACGGACCUUCCUGAGGGUACCGUCGUGAUAAGUCAAGGCUUCUCUGAUGAGGAAUCAGAAGGUGAGGUGUCGGCGGCUGAGGUAUCUGUUGUUCGUCCCACCAAUGAUCCUGCUUCCUCUUCCCCUACACAUGCAUAUUCUACCUCGACUUCUGGCACACAUCUUGCUCCACGUACACGCGUUCCCGCUUCUCCUGAAUCGUCCGAUAUCACGCGCCACGAACUUACCGCGCGGGCCGCCGCAGCUUCGGGAACGGGCCCAGGAGCGGGCGUUGGUAAUGACACCUCCAGCGCAUCAUCGAUGCCUAGCUACAUUCCCACGACCAGCGGCUCGGGAGGUGACAUCGCAAAUGUGAAUCCCGCGCUGAAUGCAGCAGGCCCUUCGGAUGUCUUGAUUAUGAACACGCUUGAAACAAACCCACAACCAAGCGUUCUUGAUGAAAUGAGUAUUGCCGACACCGGAUUUUUGGAAGGAAUACCCGGUGGAAUGUUUGAUUGGCCACAAUGGGAAACAUUCUUCUCUCGCUUCUCAGCUCCGGGGGAUACGAACGCGCUGGCCGCUCUUGCCCAUGCGCAGGCACAGGCUCAACAGCGACAACAACAGCAACAGCAGCCGUCACAACAAAGACGUAUGGAACAUAACCUAGCAGCUAACGCAAGUCAGCAGCAGCAUUACCAGAGCUAGUAUCCAAUUGUUUAUUCGACCCUUCGUCUCCGAGGACUUAUUCCCCUCCGUCAAUCGGUCUUUUCGCUUCCAUUUUCUCUUCGCGCUAAUACAUACCGCCCGCGCUUCUACAAUGUAAAAUUACGGCACUCCACAGUUAAUGUUUCUCCCAGACCUCAUUCCUGGUUAUCAGUACUUGAUAGUGGACAUCAGAGCUUGUUUUACGAUAAUUUUGAAUGUGCGACGACGAAAUGGAAAGAAUGACUUCACC
Molecule: messenger RNA, 3674 nt
Organism: Fomitiporia mediterranea MF3/22
Lineage: Eukaryota; Fungi; Basidiomycota; Agaricomycetes; Hymenochaetales; Hymenochaetaceae
Exons: 12
Coding region: 182-3424 (1080 amino acids)
Biological process (GO): DNA-templated transcription
Cellular component (GO): nucleus
Molecular function (GO): DNA-binding transcription factor activity, RNA polymerase II-specific; zinc ion binding; DNA binding
Source: RefSeq, a predicted model, not a curated record